CCGCGCGUAUGCCAUGGAGAGGGGAAGGCUUCCGGGUCACUCGCUCGGCGCCGCUUUCUCCACCACAGAGAUAAGAACGUGUAGAAGGAGCCCGAAUGGGAGUUUCCGGGGUUGUUCCUCACUCAACCCUCCAACUUCCACCCGGGUUUAAAUGAUGAUAAACAAUUGUGUUUUCGGGAAAUAGACCGGAGUUUGGAAAAGGGUUUGGAUGACACAGGCCGCGGAGUGAACCCGGAAUAUGCUUCUCAGGGCGACGAGGCGUCCUCUCUUCCCUUUUGUUACCUCUGUGUUCACCUCCUUCUUCGGGUCUCCGCGGUAACCCCAGUCAGAUUCUUCCCCGCCCACUUCAGGCAACGAGCGGUCAUAUGACCAGCGACACUUCCAAGAUGGCGACCUCCCUGAAGGUGGGACCUGCGCUGCGGCGGCUCCUGCGGGGCUCCGAGGUGCAGCGGCUGCCGGAGGAGCUGCGGGCCGAGCUGGAGGCGGCCCUCGCCGAAGAGGAGCCCCGCUUGUCAUUCCACUUCGUCCGAAAGCUCCACCGAGCUCUGCGGGAGGCGGGUUCUCAGGUAUAUCUUCAUGAACUGCUGGAAGGCAGUGAGAUCUUCCUUCCUGAAGAGAAAAAGCCUCCCAGGAAUCCAGAAUUAGUAGCCCGGUUAGAAAAGAUCAAGGCCAGGCUAGCCAAUGAGGAAUACAAGAAGAUAACAAGGAACAUCAACUGCCAGGAACUGAACCGAUACGGCACUUUGGCUGACCUUGGAAGGCAAGAACCACGAAAAUAUGUCACUUCAAUGUGGAAGAAUCUGAGGAGUUUCUUCAAGCUUCAUCAUCCCAAAAAGGGGCAACAAAGUCCAACUGCCACCUAUGUUAGGUUCUGAGGGGGAUGAACUUUCCCCAGAAAUCCUGCUCAUUUUAAUUUCAGGCAAGUUGAUAUUGUGGGGGGGGGGGCAAGAGUCACAGAGAGAAGGGAGUUGAAGAGACAGCACAAGGUAGAAGAAAGAGCAGAGCAAAAAAGGAAAGGGAGACAGAGAAGAUGCUGAGAGAAAGGGCAGAAAUGUUUGAGGAGAUAAAGAGGGCCUAAAUAGGAGAUAAAGAGCCUGAUGGAUCAGGUCAGUGCCCAUCUAGCCCAGGAUCCUGCUCUCAGAGUCGCCAGCCAGAUGCCUGUGAGAAACCAGCCAGCAGGAUUCAAACACAAGAGCAACUCUCCUCUCCUGUGGUUUCCCGCAACUGGUAUUCGGAAGCAUUGUUGCUUGUGACAGCGAAGGCAGAUCCUAGCCACCCUGGCUAAUAACCCUCAAUACCCCUCUAUGAGGAUGCGGGUGGCGCUGUGGGCUAAACCACUGAGCCCAGGGCUUGCCGAUCAGAAGGUCGGCGGUUUGAAUCCCUGCGACGGGGUGAGCUCUUGUUGUUCGGUCCCUCCUCCUGCCAACCUAGCAGUUUGAUAGCUCGUCAAAGUGCAAGUAGAUAAAUAGGUACUGCUCCAGUGGGAAGGUAAACGGCGUUUCCGUGCACUGCUCUGGUUCGCCAGAAGCAGCUUAGUCAUGCUGGCCACGUGACCCGGAAGCUGCACGCCGGCUCCCUCGGCCAAUAAAGCGAGAUGAGCGCCACAACCCCAGAGUCGUCCGCGACUGGACCUAACAGUCAGGGGUCCCUUUACCUUUUAGCCCUCUAUGAAUUUGCUCAAUUCUCUUUCAAUGCCUUGUGGGAGGGAGUUCCAUAGAUUAGCUGUGUGCUGAAUGAAGAAAGACGUUCUCUCAUCUGUCCUGAUUCUUCCAGCAGAAAGAAAGAAAGAGGCAAAAGGCAGGCAGCUGGUGAUAGGACUGUGAAGGAAGACGAGAUGAACGAGACAACAGAUAAAGGAUUGAGAAAGUGCAAGGAGGAGUCACAGAUGGAGGGCAAAAAGUGCAAGGAAGAAGGUAGAGAGGAAAAGGCACCAGCAGGCGACAGAUGGGUUGGUCUCUGGCUUUAGGGGUUGGACUAGAUGACCCCAGAGGUCCCUUCCAACUCUGCAACUCCAUGAGAAAGAAAGAAAGGCAGGGAAGGUUAUGGAAAGAGAGAGAGAGAGAGAGAAGCUUUUUGUUGCUGUUAAGGAAAGGCAGACAUAAUGGUGGUGAUGACUUGUCCUCUAGCUCAGUAUCAACCACGGGCAUAGAGAAGACGAUAGAACUAUGAAAAGGGUUCAGAGGUUUUGGCCAACUAUUAAAUGAAAGAUGGGUUUACUUGGUUCCAACUACUACAUAUAAUAUUGGGGGGGAAAACAAUAGCAUGCCAGUACCGCAAUGUGGGUAAUAUGUGGUGAAACUCCAGCACUGUUAAGUUAAAAUUGAAAGUAAGAAUGGGUCCAAUGUUCCUGUUUGGGGGUCAGAGGUCUGGACUGGUCGGGUCUGGACUGGUUAAAGACCAACAGGUGUAGACAAUACGAAGCUCUAGGGAACCAUGUUCCAACUUGUAUUGUGGCAGCUGCCUCUGUUCCUGUUGAAAGCCAGUCCCUUUGGUCAGAGCCAUGAGGGCUGUUAGGGGAAGGGCUGCGUGUCCCUGGCAGAGCCCCCACUUUCCAUGCCUAUGGCCCCAGGUUCAAUUCCACAACGUCCCCAGGUUGGGCUGGGAAGGAGCCCCUGCCUGAGCGCCUGGAGAGCCACUUCUGCCGGUCAGGGCAGGCCACACUGAACUGGAUGGCCCUAUUUGCUUAUUUCAUAACGUUUACACGCUGCUUGAUUGUAAAAGAACCCCCAAAUUCGCAAGUUAAAACUUUCAAUAACAAUUGACUAAAAACUAGCGUAGGCUUGUCUAAAGAAUGUUUUUUAGCAGGCGCUGAAGAGAGCACAGGGAAGGCAAACUCCUUGAUAUCAACAGGCAGGGAGUUCCCAAGUUUCCAAUGUUCUAACCCAGUAUAUAGCAGCUUCCUGUGAUGCGCGAGGAGGAGUACAGCAGUGGGGUAAUGAGGUGGGCAGAACUCAUUUCAGAGGGGCAGGAGAUUCCUUUUCCUUCUUUGGGUUUCAGUCAUAGGGAAUGGACCUUGCUGGGCCUGUGUCACACACACUGCCUCUGCUUU
Molecule: messenger RNA, 3049 nt
Organism: Zootoca vivipara (common lizard)
Lineage: Eukaryota; Metazoa; Chordata; Lepidosauria; Squamata; Lacertidae
Source: RefSeq, a predicted model, not a curated record